Molecule: messenger RNA, 918 nt
Organism: Rana temporaria (common frog)
Lineage: Eukaryota; Metazoa; Chordata; Amphibia; Anura; Ranidae
Gene: HDHD3
Product: haloacid dehalogenase like hydrolase domain containing 3
Exons: 2
Coding region: 3-866 (287 amino acids)
Source: RefSeq, a predicted model, not a curated record
AAAUGAGGAAAUGCCAUCUAAUCCUGAACAUGUUAUCACACAGUACAGGAUGGAACCUUUCUCUCCUGCUCUUGUUUCCAGAGCUGAGGGAAGAUUAUACAAGAGGCAAAUCCUCACACAUCCUCGGUCCUAUUUCCGAAUACAAGAUGAAACUCCGGCUUCUCACCUGGGAUGUGAAAGACACGUUACUUCGCUUACGUCUUCCUGUUGGACAGCAAUAUCAGGCCGAAGCCAAGAGGAGAGGGCUUCAGGUAGAUCCAUCUGUACUGGAGGCUUCUUUUCGACAGGUUUAUCGAAGUCAUUGGCAUCUCUUCCCCAACUACGGCCUGUCUCAAGGCAUGACUUCCCAUCAGUGGUGGCUGGAUGUGGUGUCUCAGACCUUUCACCUAUCUGGUGUCCAGGACGAGAGGACUGUACAGCCCUUGGCAGAAAAACUCUAUCAAGAUUUCUGCACUGACAAGUACUGGGAGGUGUUACCGGGUGCCAGGAAAGCUCUCCAAGGUUGUAGCGACUUAGGCCUAAAGAUGGCAGUCAUCUCCAACUUUGACCGCCGAUUGGAGGACGUCUUAAGGAACUGUGACUUAGACAGACAUUUUGAUUUUGUGCUGACUUCUGAGACUGCUGGGUGUGCCAAGCCCAAUUCAGGGAUCUUUCUCAAAGCUUUAAAUCUUGCCAGUGUGUCACCUCAACACUCCGCCCAUAUUGGUGAUGAUUAUAAUAAUGACUAUAAAGGGCCUCAGCAAGUUGGCAUGCUCAGCUUUCUAUUCCAGACAGAAAAUGACCGGCUUAAAGAACGGAUUCCAGAGGAUCAUAUUAUACAUUCUCUAGAUCAGCUUGUUCCUAGGAUUCAGAGAGUUAUGAAAUAAUAUCAUAUAUACUGUUUGUGUGUGUAUAUAUAAUAUAUAUUACAAAAAAAAA